AGUCCAGCCCCACCUCUCGGACAAGAUGGCGGCGCCCGCAGCGAGCGAGGCGGUAUGGAAUCGCCUGGAGGUGCCGUGGCCCGCGUGCAGCGCGACGGUCGCUGUAGCGGCGCAGCACUCGUCAGGUGAGCGGGGGGGGGGGAGCCUACUUAUGCUCAGAGAAUGUGGUUCUCAGUAGAGCUUAGCUCGCAGGCAAGUGUACCCCUUUUGGGUUUCAAUAAGUGGAUGUUAAACACGUGCCUCGCUCACCUCUUUUUAAAAAGCAUAGUUUUGGCUGAAUUUUGCUUCUUGGGGGUCUUUUGUUUUAAUCAUUCCAGUGGGAGGAAGAUCAAAUUAGUUCACAUCCAUUAGUUCACAUCCUUGGGUUUUGUUUUGUUUUUGGUAGUCACAGGGUCUUUGCAUGCUCCAACUGCACACAUGGAGUAAAGAUUAAGGUGCAGUUGUUAAACAUGACACAGCAUUUGAUACUUUCCCCAAAGUUCGGUUUUGCGAAUCUGUUAUAGCCCACAAUGUUUCAUUCAAAUGUUCAAAGACAUGUUCUGCCAAAGUUGCUGACAGCACAUGCAACCGAUAGUUAGAUUCAAAAUCAUUCCAAUCCUCCUAAUAUUGACCAUUUGUUGGCAUUCUUCUCUAUAUCCCAAGAGUUUGCCACACCAACCCCAGUUCCAAUUCCCCCCAGUAUUGUAUCCAUGAGAUCUUUUUUACUUCUUUUCCAAAUUUCACUUUCCCCUUUUGAAAGUCCUAUAGCAUACAGGAUAUCAUUUGUCUCUCCCGGUUUUAAAAGAACAAAGUCGCCACGGUUUUGUGACACGGGCCUGUGCUUAACUGUAGUCAGUGCUUUCCUGUUGAGUUGAAUAGGCUCGUAGAAAUUAAUAAUUGAAUUGUAGAGUUGGAAGGGACCACAAGGGCCAUCUAGUCCAACCCCAUGCAAUGCAGGAAUCUUUUGACCAGCAUGGUGCUCGAACUCAGGACCCUAAGAGUCUCAUGCUUUAUGGACUGAGCUAUCAACCUAAGUUGAUCCUAAUAGAUCAGGAUUGGAAGGUAAAUUUACAGUCCUAUUCCACUUCCUCAGUAGAAAAUUCUGCUAUACUCACUAGGACCUUCUUUUUGAGUAAACAUGCAUAGGAUUAAGCUAAAUGUUGCCUCUCUCUCCUCCUUUUAGUCUGGUAUGUUGUUAAAAGUUAUGUUAUUAUACAAGUUAUGCAUGGAUAUGUGGGGAGGAGAGUUCUGUCUUUUGUUCUACUGUAAUUUGAGGAAACAUGAUACAGAAACUUAAAUGGUCAAAGUGAGUUGAUAGCACAAGUAAUCUGGAUAACGGUGGUGUUGUGUAAUGGUUAGAGUGCUGUAGGACCUGGGAGACCAGGGUACAAAUGGCCACUCGGGUAUAAAGCUCACUGGGUGACCUUGGGCCUGUCACUCUCUCUUAGGUUAACCUACUUCACAGGGUUGUUGUGAGGGUAGAAGUGUGUAUUCCACACUGAGCUGCUUAGAUAUCAGUGCAAUAAUAACUUCUACAACUGUGGAACUACUUUUUGAAUAAACUCCAGAAACUGCAUGGUUGCCUUCAUUAUCCCAAGAAAGAACCUCUGGACACUAGUUUUUCAGUGAGGUUUUGCAAUUGGAGUGCAAGCAGUUGAAACAACUCCUUCCUGCUAUGCUGUCUUCACAAGGCUCAUGAUAGGAGGCCCAUUGGUUUUGUGGGCCUUGAGUGUUGCUGUCACUUUCAGAGACUGGGAUGAGGGAUUAUGGUGGUCUGUGCAGAAUAAUAAUAAUAAUUUUAUUAUUUAUACCAUUAAAUUAUUAUUUGUAGCAUCUUGCAGUGAUGUACAACAGAGUUGCUAACUGGACUUUAAGUUCUGUAAAUUGAUUCGAGUCAAAAUAGUGCUUGAAACUGGUGUGUUAAUUUCCAUGCUCAAAUCAGCAAAGGGGAAAAUAUUACUGACUUCCAUAUACAUAUACACUUGCUAGAGUUAAGUUAGCAAGCUCUUGGGAGUUCUGAACGGUUUAGGACUUUGAAGUGCACAGUUUCAUAUAUACAUGUUUGUUUGCCUAUUCCAGUGAGAAGCCUUUCCGCUGUUCUGAAGGGGUGUCAUGCUGUGGACAUCCUUCUGAAAAACAAAGCCAUGGUUGCAGAACAGAGCCUGCUGCAUUCAAUCAUGUAUAAUUUUCACUAUCAGAUGAGUCGUCAUAGGUCAUUUCGGUCCCUCAAGCAGGUAAGGUUGAGAGUCGUCUGGAAAUAUAUUUAGACUUGGGAUGCUUAAAGAAUUCUUUGAAAUGCAGCCAUCUAUAGAAAUCCACUGCUUUCAUUUUGUAUGUGGUGGUCUGAUGGCUGUUUUGUAUUUUUUUGUUUUGUGUGUGUGUGUGUGUGUGUGUGUGUGUCCCCAAAUAAUUACUAUAAAAAGGGGUAACAGCUGCUGCACUCAUUGAAAAUGGGGCUGUAAAUGCCUCCUGGACCAAUAAAGUUUUAUCAAUGUGCCAUUAUUCGCAAGGAGACUGUACAGGCAGUUCCAUGUUCCCAGUUCCUUUACUGUACCUCCUAAAACGCCUUUUCCAUAGUUUAAUUCAAGGAGAAUACACAUGCUAUGGCAGAUUGUUCUUCGCAUAAUUCUACAUGCUUACUACCAUGAAUCAUGUCAAAAUUUCUUCUUUCCCUCUUUCCCUUUCAGGUAGAACAGUGCUUGAAGCGUUUAAACAGAAUGAAUCUGGAGAAGCCAAUUCAAUACCUUAUUCUUUUGGGCCCCACGUAAGUGCCAUAAGCCAGAACAUCUCAAUUCUCUAGUUUAGAUUCUGUAGUUUAGAUUUACUUGGCUAUUCAGGAAAGUACAUCAGCAUAUUUUAAACCUGCUGGAAACUAUGGGAUUCAAACCAGCUGAAAUUCAAACACUUAUUGGGCAACAGGGUGUCUUGUUGGAUCAAUCUAUGCUAGUGGAAAACAGUAGAAGCUUUGAAACUAGUCUGAACUUUUCAAUAUAGAAUGAACAGAUCUGUGUUAUUCAAAAACUUAUAUUAAUUGAAGUCAGCCCAACAGAAGGUACCAUGCCUUGCCUUGUCCUUUUUAUUUUUUUCCUAUGUAACCAACAGCACAGUCCUAACCAAAAGAAGUAAGUCCUAGUUCCAAAGUAAGUCCUCUGUGAGGCCUAGGACAUAACCAGCAUUAAAUAUUGUGGGGUGCCAACACUUAACCACACCAUCUUCUUCUUGUCUCUUUAUUUUCAAUAGAAAACAGAAACCAGAAAAUCCGGAAGAGGCCUUGGUUCCCAGUCAACCUGUGAUAGAAGUGAUAUUAGUAAAGAUUUUGGGUGCCUGCAAGCUGUUGCUGCGUCUGCUUGAAUGUUGUUGCACAGCUUUUCUGUAUCCUUCUGAAACAGUUUGGAAUCUAAUUUGAAGGUUCUUGUAAUUCUCAUUUAGUGGUGCAGAAUGUCACAGGAUAUACCACAUAUUUGUUAGGGGAAACAGAUUUGAUGACAUUUCAUUUGCUUCUAUUAAUAAGUCAUUUUGUUAUGUAUUUUGUGGUGAAGCAGUCGUUUGUGAUUCAUCUUCAGCAUGUUGGUAGAGAAUGAGACUCUAAAUCUCAGGGUUGUGGGUUUGAGACCCACGGUGGGCAAAACAUUUCUGCAUUGCAGAGGGUUGGACUAGAUCAGGCAUAGGAAAACUUGGCCCUCCAGAUGUUUUGAGACUACAAUUCCCAUUAUCCCUGACCCCUGGUCCUGUUAGCUAGGGCUGAUGGGAGUUGUAGUCCCAAAACAUCUGGAGGGCCGAGUUUGCCUAUGCCUGGACUAGAUGGCCCUCAUGCUCCCUUACGAUUCUACAGUUCUAUGAUUGAUUUUAUUGAUUUUUUUAAUUGAGUAUAUGCCUCCAAAGCAGCAUAUAAUCCUCAGUUAAAAAUAAUAAUCUUAAGGCUCACUACUCACUGAGUUCCACUGUGUGUUCAUGCACAAAGUGUUCAAUAAGUUCAGUCCUAAGUAUAUUUGAUUGAAAGAAACAUGCAGGAAUAUGUGUGCAUAAUUGAAAGUGUGUGUGUAAUUUGGGUUUCUAGCCUCUUUCGUUAGCAGUCCAACCUUAGUUGUUAUCCAACCUUAAUCAAUUUGCUCAUCAGUUUGUCCCUUAAGCACCUGUGUUUGCAAGAGUACAUACUGUUGAAUACUGUGGUUUUGGGGUUGCUGAGCCGAUUAUGGUAUGUAUACCUGUAAAACAUUUUAAUUCUUUCCCUUCUGCUUGUUCACUUCAAUGUCUUUAGCAGAGCAUGGUCCCUGCUAACACCAGCAGUGAACAUCCUUCCCAUUACUUCCCUAUUGCAUAUGGAAGGACCUAGAACAGAUGUGCAAUUUCUGUAGCACUAACAACAGUUCAGGAAUGAUUGCUAACAUGUGUGUCUGGGAAAUCCAACCGGAAGACCCAAUUGUUUAUCAAGGAGUUAGUGAUUCUAACAUGGUUACCCUUCCUGCCUCUGUUCCUUCCCCCUCCCUGCCAGCUGUUAAGUUAUUGAAGGUGUGAGAACCUUCUCUGGUGUCCUAAUCAGUUGGGAGGAAGUUAAGCCCCCCACACAGCUGCCUUAAUCAGUCAGGGAGGUUAGUGCUGGGAACCUUCUUUAAUGUUGGAAAUUGUUAUUGGAAAGUGAGGCAUUGGGAGGAGCUGGCUAUAAAAUCAGAUGGUUUGGGCAAAGUGAUUUAGAAGCUCGUGCACAGAUUGAUCGGCCACAGGGCCGUGCAAUCUAAGGUUACCUGGGGGAGUCACUUCACCACUUCUUGAGGGCUUCCAAGUGCCAGAUAGAAGUGCAUGCCUGGUAUGUAUAUAUUGUUUGCUGUUUAGGAACCAGAUCUCCUCCUCCUCACUCACUUGUGUUUUGUAUUGCUUCUGAAUCUCUUUUAAAAGAACCACCUUGCAUUUGGCAAGACAGUGUGUUCCCGUUAACUGACCUGACCAGCUUUCUUCUAAACAAGUAACAUUUUCCAGGGCAAAGAUAAUCCGAUAAUACUAGGGUUGUGUGUGGGGUUGAAAUUGGAGAAGCAGCAUUUUACUUGUAAACCAUUGAUAAAGCAAGCAAUGAAGUAGCUGUGACCGCAAUCAUUUCCCUGGUUCCUCUGUCUGUCCACCUCUGCCUUUGGUUAGGUUAAGGUAGAUUCCUCCUUGCAGGGCACAGGGCUGGUGGCAAGUUCACUUACACUGAAACAAAGCAGAAGCACUGCCCUUAGGUUUACACAUUGAAAGAGAAACUAAGGAAGGAGGUAAAACUAAUGGUAGACGAGGGAGUACAGUUUGAUAAAGAACUAACAGGCAAUGUAAGUGGUAUUUUAAUUGAAGCAGGGGCAGGUUAAUGGUCUUUCCAUGGUGGCAGAGGUGCAGCUAACUGGGGUCAUUUAGUCCUCAGGCUGCUGUCCAUUUCCUUGAAGGGAAUUUACACAAAUAAAUUCCAAAUGCGGAAAGCAGGUGCUGUGUAACAGAUAUAAGUGUUUUCAUCUCUUCUUCUUUGCCAUAGGAUCAUUUAUAGAGGUAUGUUAAAAAGCCUCGCUUCUCUAUAUAUGAGGCUGUUUGAAUUGCUUCAGGAAGUUUCAAAGACUCAUCCGAGGCCUUACAUUAAAGGAUUUGCCUUUCCUUCCGAAAUAUACGAAUUUCUGGGGACCACAAAUUCAGAGAUUGAAAUGAAAAUGCCCAACAAAACAUUUGUAUUGAAAAAGGCUGGACCUGGAUGGAUGACUAGACUUUUCCCAGGAAGCAAGGCUGUAUCUCAGUCUCACGCUUCGAGUACAGCUGUGCCUACAAAAGUCAGAAAGAAGGUUUCUGCUCAGAAGACUAUUGAUAUUGGGAAGCCAAUUCUGGUAAAAAGAACUAACCAAGGUAAGAGACAAUGGUCUCCUUAUUUAUUUAUAUUUAUUUCACAACAUUUAAUACACUGCUUGCUUUUAAUAAAACUUCCAUGCGGUUGACAAAAAAGAGAAAAAACAAUAUCGGUAGACAAUUAAAAACAAAUAUUUAACUUUUUCUUUUUUUAAUGUUUAAAAUAAUAUGCUAAAACAAGAUUAAAACACGACAGCUUCUACAUGUCUGGUUAGGAUUGCCUAAAGAAAAUCAUUUUUAAUCAGGUGCCAAAAGAAGUAAAGUGAAGGUGUCUGGUGACAAUAGACAGGGAUUUCCUAAGAGUGUGUUGCUACACUAUAAGGAUGGAAUGAGUAUUAUGUGGGCAUCUUGGCCAGGUACUGCUGGGCAACAAGGUGGCAAUGAGGAAGAGAUGAAGGUUGGGUAGCCAAGUUGGUCUCAUUGGGGAUUGGCCACCCUCAUGUCUGUAUUAUAGCACGAUAUGCAACUUAUUGUGCUCUAAAACUUGCAUCAAGUUGCAUGGAAGGUGUCUUCUUAAUUUGUUGUUACAACUUAUUGCCCACCCUUCAUCUUAAUUAAGAUUAAAACACACAAUAUUACACAAUAUUGAAAACUGUUUAAAACAAUUUAAAAUUACAGAAAUAAGGGGAGUCCUUAAAAAUAUGCAUCUCAAGUGUCAAAGGUAGCAGGGUAAAGAGGUGCAUCUUCAGCAUAAUCCUAAAGCUGUAUAAUGAAAGCACCAGACACACCUCUGGGAAGAAAGUUCCACAAAUUAAGUGCUGCCACAGCAAAUUCCCUUUCCUGGGCCGCCCUCUCCCCUGAGCUUCUCAGGGUGGUGGAAAAACCAAGAGGGCACCUUCUGCUGAUCUUAGCAGCCAAGCAGGUCUGUAAGGAAGGAGGUGAUUUUUCAGGUAUUCAGCUCCUAAGUCAUUUACUGCUUUAAACAGUAACAUGAGCACCUUGAAUUGGGCUGGAAAUGAACUGGCAACCAGUCCGUUGUGCUGCUUGUAUGUAAUGGGGAGAGAUGAAAUUGCCUCAUGCUCCAAGAUGCUCUGGAAAUAGCUGACAACUGCAUUGUGGAAGAACUCUGAUAUUCCCUUGGCUUAACUUCAGUAAAAUGCUUAGAAUAUACAUUAAGAUCCACUGAUUGAAGAAUAAUUUUGUUACAAAUAACUCUGCUUAGGAUCAUAGCCAAGCUGUUAUGACAUGGCAGCUGUGCCCUUUCUUCCAGAUCUUGGGAAGGAGUUUGCGUUUGAUGUCAAGAGCUUAUGCAAGUUCCCUAACCCUGCACCACGGGAGGUUUGUUUUUUUUCCAUUCUGUGUUUCUCUUGAAUAUGUGCUCCUUUUUUCCUCUUCUGGGCAGAAAAUAUUACUCUGUGACUUUCUGCCAUGGCAUUAAUUUGCUUCAAGAGGUGCACCUUUCAAUAUAGGUCCUUGUCAAAAUGUAGCUUUUACAUGGUGAACAUGCAGAUCUGGAUUGUACAGUGCUGUAAAUAUAUACUGUACAGAGCAAAAGUGUAUGCAAGGUAAUUGUUUGUUUUGGAAUUUGCCAUGAAUAUGUAUAAUUCCAUUUGUCCACCUCUUUUGCAGAUGGGAGGAACUAACAUAGUGAUGCUAUGCAAGCUUAAUGAAAGCCAAUUCCACUGAAAGCUUUAGAACUUCAGCGGCUAGAAUCUGAAUAAUUUCUCUGGGAGGGUCAUGGCUCAGUAGCUGACCAUAUCCUUGCAGUUGACCAGAAGUUCCAAGGUUUCUCACAGCCUCACUAUUAAUGAUAUUUUAGAUUUGAAUGAUCUCUGCCUGGAGCCUAGCUGAAUUGUUGCUCAUCAAAAUAGAAAGCACUGUACAGGGCCAUACCUAAUAUGUUUAAAACAACAGCUUUGAACAGCAGAUGCGCCAAGAAACAAUUUUUGUUAUGUAUUGCAAGGAGCCACUGUUCAAGAAACACAAUUAUAAAGGCCAUAUGAACUUCAAAGUAGCAAAACAUUGGGGGGGUGUAUCCUGGUCAGCAUGUAGGGCCAAAGAUAACCACUGACUUAAAAGAAUAUUUAACAUUUCUCCUUUACUAAUGUCCUUCCAUUUUAUUUCAGAAUACAAAAGUCACAGUGAAGUUUCCUGGGUCAAAAAAGAGAACUACAUUGGUUUCUUCUAAAUCACUGAGGUCCCAGCAUCUUAAAUCUUUUGUCUCCAAAUUUCAAGAAGCAUGCACCUUCAGAGAACUGUCUGACACACUCAGAACAACUGUUCUGUGGUGCAAAAGCAAUAAACUUGGGCCACAGGCUUUUUUCUUGGGAAUGAAACUUUUGAAAAGUAGGCGGUUACAGCAUGUGGAAACACAGGGUUGCAGGUUUGUAUAAAUGGCAGUGCUGGAUUUCUCUGAGGUAGCAAUUGCAGAAGACUAUUCUGUGCUUACUAUCUUCCUUCCCUGAUCUUUCAGCUGUUCCUUUCCUUCUCAGCUCAUAAGAAGGCUGCAAUAAAUGUGGGAAAUUAUAUAAGGUGCAGAUAACUGCAGGAUAGAUCACUGCCACAGCAGUUAUCUGUGAUUUGGCACUGUUAGAAGCAUAAUGCAAAGUGUGCUAUGUUGGUUUCCCCUAAACUGCUUGCAGUCUAUGCCUACCUAGAACUAUUAUUCUGUUCAUAGAUCUGUAUAUUAAAUAAGCUAAGACUGAUGGGUUUUUAUAAGAAUAUAACUUUACCUUGGGAUUGUGGCAGUGAAGGAAGGUAUAUUCCUGGUCUCCACCACUAGCCGUGAGACCAAGGUGGGGGGAAACUUUGACUCACAGAAGGAACAUCAUGCUUACUUUCCUCUUUACUUCCCAUUCUUUUUUUUUUCCUUUCUCCUUUUGUAUUGGACCGCGCCUGCCCACAGGCACACAAACCUACACUUUUUAAAGAAUUAUACACUUGUAAGUGCCUUACCUGUCCAACCUAUGGACAGUAAAUUUAUUACUUAAUAACAUUCAUAAUGUGGUAGUUACUCUUUCUCAGUCUGAUAUUUAAAAUAAAACUAAAUAGGCAGGUAGAAACAUAUUUUGGGGGCCAUGGUGCCAGUCCAGGCUGCAAUUUAUUUUAGAUUUUGAUAAUGGACAAAGCUGUUCCAGAUGAGCAGACUAGCUUGUGCAAAAGAUCCUUGGUUAUGCAAAAUAAUCUACUUGUGCUGUAAUGAAGAAAAUCCCUCUUAAUUGUCAGCUUACUUGGCAUUAAACUUUAGAGUGAUUACUUUUGAGUAGACACAGCAAGAAUUUCACUUGUUAAAGUUGCUAAAAUUUAUCUUUGCAUUCCAGCUUGCAACGGAAACUUGGCUGCAUUAAAGCUACUCUCUGUAAGUAUCUCACGCUUUCAAGCUGCAGAGUGAGACCCAGCCAAAGACUUAACGCGCAUUCCCAUCCACAAAGACAGAUGAAACGCUCAAGGAAAUCAAGAUGUGUUUCAAGCAGUGCACCAUCUUGCAUUGUUCCCAUACAAAGAGACACUUCUAUCCAUUUGAAGAGCAGUAGAUAUCUUCCUCAGUGCUCUAGCUCCUUGUCUCCAGUUUGGGAUGCUGACAACGGUGGUACUACCUACAGUGUUGAUAAGCAAUCACAUGGCCAUCCUUCUGACCUUGUGGGGCUUGGAAGAAAAACUUCCCAUAAACAGAAAGAAGCCACAGAGAAUGAAGAUGAUAUUGAUGACAUUUUUAAAGUAAUAGGCCUAUAGCAUUCUGUUCCAUUAAACUAAUUUAAACUGUUCACUGAGUCUGUGUUAAGAGAAGAUGGGUGUUACCUAAACAGAAUGCAUCAAAAACACUGCUUCCUGAUUUGAAGUUUUUUGCAAGCAUUAUCAUUACAUAUGGUUGACACUUUAAUUGCUGUUAAGUGGCAGACUAACAGCAAAACUCAGCUUUUGUUUAUAAGCAGCAGCAUGCAUUUAGAUGCUUUGCUACAUUUUGUACAUGGACUGCACUCUCAUUCCCCAGGGUGAAUGUCUAGUGAAAAUGCAACACCUUUAGGGGGAAAAUUGUAGGGUCCUACAAACCCAUCCACAAUGGUAGGACUAUGUUCACUUUGUAGCCAGAAUGCUGGCUGAUGGGUGGGAAGCAGAAUACCAGGACAAUAAGAAAUGCACAUGCAACCUGAGCAACAUUGCACUGCAACAUUUGCUUGUAUCAGCUGUUUCUCAGUCUUAGCACUCCUUAGAAUAUGCUGAGACAGAACAUCAACUACAUGCUAUUUAAACUCAAAGCAGGUAGAAGCAGACCAAUACUCAAAACUAUUUGGUAACUAAAAAUUGCUGUCAACUCAGUUUCUGCUCAGGUCGUUGUGUUUAGCUACUGCAGUGCAUAGAGUUAAUACUUUUUUUAAAAGCAAAAGUGAUGCUGGUGUUGGUGUGCCUGCUUAUGACUACCCCACAUGUGUCCAAAGGGGUUAAUUCAUGUUAACGUAGUCAAAAGCUGAGGCAGGCUUCAAAAAUUGUAUUGACCCUUUCAGAAAAGUACAGGAAUCAUCUUGGUUUCUCCCAUUACAAGAGAUGCAUGGGUGAAAGUGUUUAUUCAUAUUCAUUAAGAAUUCCAAAUCACUAGUAUUUACUGUGAAAUAACAUUAAUAGGAAGCAAUUCAUAAAUUGAAUCAGUUAUACAAUGUGUAUCUAUACAGUAACUAAGCAAAACAACAACCCUCAAAAAACAAAACAAUUAUUCCAGUUACAAAGUUCCCCCUGUGAAUUAACAUUUACAAAACAAAGUGUUGGUUUGUCUUCUAGUAGCGGCAAUAUCCAAACAUGUUAGCACCUGUUCUGGGCCAUCCUUCCUCAGCUGAAAAAAAAAAGUACAAAUACAGUGUUUCCUCCACUUACUCAGAGAAACAAACAACACUGCCUAUAAUAUAUGCCUCAACUGCCAAACUGCAAGUAGCUCUGAUCUCUCGACAUAUGUACAGUGGUGUGUUUUCCAAUUUUCACAGAACCUAAAAGCCACUGUAGAAUUGCCACUUAAGGUAUAUUUGGGAAGAGAAGGUACCCACCCACCCUCAAACUGCAGAGAUUUGUUCCUGUUAGUAAAGUACUACUGUAAUUGUCUACCGUGUCAUGGGAAAUGCAAGCAUUUCACUUUGUUUGGUGAAUCCUUAAGGACAACACAAGUCAGAAAAAUGAAACAUACCACCCAUCUGCAUCACAUGACGCCUUAAGAUCCAUAGUUUGCUUCAUCAAAUGCCUUUCUGGCCCGUUUCAGUUCUUCAUUCAUUGUUAACAAGUCUUUCACACGAGCAAACUUCCGUGGGUCUUUACGGAUCAGGAAGACAAUAUCUUCAACCUGUACUCGACCCUGCCGUCCAAUUGACAUUGCUUUGUGGGUCUAUUGGUAGGAAAGAAUUGAUCAGUCACAUACAUUCUAAGAGAGGUUCAGUACCUGUACCAUGGAUUUGACCAUGUGUUCUCUUGAAUGUUUGGAUUUCUUCCCUUGCAGCAACCUGUAUCAUGAAAUGAAUUGUUGUAAACAGCACUAAAACAC
Messenger RNA from Podarcis lilfordi (Lilford's wall lizard), 11296 nucleotides. The record is from the annotation of a GenBank genome assembly. NCBI's taxonomy places the organism in Eukaryota, Metazoa, Chordata, Lepidosauria, Squamata, Lacertidae.